Anoplophora glabripennis (Asian longhorned beetle) is the source of this 1161-nucleotide messenger RNA. RefSeq names its product odorant receptor Or2-like. The record is from RefSeq and is a predicted model, not a curated record. Bases 1 to 1161 code for a protein of 386 amino acids. The transcript has 6 exons. Gene Ontology annotation, molecular function: odorant binding; olfactory receptor activity. Gene Ontology annotation, cellular component: plasma membrane. Gene Ontology annotation, biological process: sensory perception of smell; detection of chemical stimulus involved in sensory perception of smell. NCBI's taxonomy places the organism in Eukaryota, Metazoa, Arthropoda, Insecta, Coleoptera, Cerambycidae.
AUGUUGAAAAACACCUCCAACGCCAUAAAAAUCCAAAAAUUCAUCCUAACAUUGACCGGUCUGUGGCCGGAGGAACACCCAACUCUGUAUGGGAAAAUCUCAGGAAGAAUCUCCGUCGUAACAGCAAUAAUAUUCACUGCCACGCUGAUUGCCGAAGCCAUCAAACAAAUCGGCAACUACGUGGUCCUCAUAGAGCACCUUUCACUGAUAAUAUCCCCUACGUCUUUCUUGAUCAAACUGAUUAUGUUCCUGCGAAAGACUGGCCAGUUCGUGAGGUUAUACCGGAAUUUGGAUAUGGACAUUUUCAACAAACAUCCUGACCAAUUCAACACGAUUAAAAGGAAAUCUGAGACAACCAGCGCUGUAAUUGGCUUGUCGUACAUGUUCUCAUGCUUCGUGAUUACCUUCUUUUUUUGUGCGAGACCCCUGUACACAUCAGCGAAUAUGCCUGUAAGAUUUUCAUUUGAAAUGGGACAGUAUAAGCCUAUCGUGGCUGUGUUUCAAAUAUUCUGUAUGUUCAACGCAGCACUGAGCAAUUCUUGCCUGGACGUGAUCGCAAUGACUCUAAUGGGUAUAGCUUCGGUCCAAAUUGACAUCUUAAAUCGAAAUAUAACCAACUUUAAAAAGGAAUGCGAUGAAAGUGCGACAGGAACUGAUGGUUACAUUCGCUAUCUAAACCACUGCGUGAAACAUCACAAUGAAAUUAUAAGAUAUAUUGGGGAUAUAGAAGAAGUAUUUUCAUUGGUAUUCUUGGCUCAGUAUUUGACAAGCGGUGCUUUGAUUUGCAAUAUCGGAUUUCUGUUAGUACAUAUUCGUGGGCUAAAUCUGCAGUUCUUCAACACGGUCUUCUAUUUCGCAGCGAUGAUGUGCCAACUAGGGAUGUAUUGUUGGUUCGGGAAUGAAAUUAUCGUGAAGGUAAACAUAUGCGCGAUCUUCUUGAGCUCAGAUACGAAAACAGCCUGCUACGAAUCGGACUGGAUAGACUGCGAAGUUAAGGUCCGCAAAAUAUUAAUUAUUAUAAUGGAGCGUAGCAAGAGACCACUGUUCCUGACAGCGGGGAAGUUUUCAGUGCUUUCUUUAAACUCAUUUACUACAGUAAUGAACUCGUCUUACACUUAUUUUGCUUUAAUGCAAAAACUUUACAGCAAGACAAACAAUUAG